This is a messenger RNA of Diorhabda carinulata, 1295 nucleotides long. RefSeq names its product N-alpha-acetyltransferase 38-B, NatC auxiliary subunit (gene Sbat). Gene Ontology annotation, cellular component: NatC complex. The coding region runs from base 39 to 500 and encodes 153 amino acids. The record is from RefSeq and is a predicted model, not a curated record. Gene Ontology annotation, molecular function: RNA binding. NCBI's taxonomy places the organism in Eukaryota, Metazoa, Arthropoda, Insecta, Coleoptera, Chrysomelidae. The transcript has 2 exons.
AGCUUACCACCGAAAAAAGAAGAAGAUCAAAGUUGUUUAUGAUAAAUAUUAAAUUUCGGAAUUUUAAUAAAAGAAAAGAAACAUUGCAAAUAACCAUGGAAGAAGAUUCAACUGUUCAAAAAUUCCCAAUUGUAGUCGGAUCCAAAUUAGAAAAAAAUACUGUAGAAAUAGAAAAGACAAGUACGGCAGAGGAACCUUCUGGAGUGUCACUUCUCAGAUCUUGGUUAAACAAAUCUUUUAAAGUAGAAAUGACUGAUGGAAGAGUACUGGUUGGAAUAUUUUUGUGUACAGAUAGAGAUGCUAAUAUAAUUUUAGGUUCUUGUUCUGAGUAUUUACCUUCUGAACACAAGAGUAAAACUAUAAACGAAGAACCUAGAAUGCUGGGGCUAGUUAUGAUACCAGGGAAACACAUUGUCAGUUUGCACAUAGAUAGUAGUGAUUACGACUGUGGACAGAAGGAUCCUCUUACUAAAGAUAUUAAUAAUGAAGAUGUUAUGUAAUUUUAACUUUGAUUCAUUUAUUCAAUAUACACUGUUUCAUGAGUCUCUCUAAGAUAGGUGCCAGCUAUGAAAAUCAAACCAUACUGGGUUUUACAGCUCCUUAUGUUUUUUUUCCAAAAUUUUGGUGGAAAUUAGAAAUUCAAAACUUCAGUUUUGUGUAUUAAUUUAUAACUUUAAAAUUUUUCUCUGUUCAUAGAUCUUAACUAGUUGUUUAUUUUUAUUAAUAAGCAGUUUAUCAGGGAUUUGUCGUUGGCACAAAUAUAUUUCACAAAGUUUCCAUACCAAUAAUCUAUUUUUAUGUUGAAAAGCCAGAAAAAUACUAAACCUCAAACCUUAGUAACCUGCCUAACAAACAUUCAAAUCUUAGUCAGGUUAACUGGAUCAUAAUUAUCAUCUUUAAAUACAGAUUUUUUACACUUAGUUUGAUUUUUUAACAUUUUUUCCACUACUAUUAUAGUUGCCCUGAAAGCAAACAUGGGACUAGGUCAAUAAAAUAAUUUAACAUCAUACUCAAAAUAUUUUAUUAAUAAACCUGAAUGAAACGAGAUUUAGGAGGUAUGGGUUUGGUAACCAUACAUUUAAUAAAAUAAGAACAACUUUAUAAUUUACAUAGUAAAUUUUUUUCAUUCGUGCACUCCAAUAUUUUGUAACUUUUGUGAAGAUAUUUUUUGUUUUAUUUAUACAAAAUCUGUUUUUGUGAAAAUCCAUAAUUUGCAUUAUAAUAUACAUUAUAAUUGAAAGUGAGUUCAACUUAUUGAAUUGAGUGUAUAUUAAUUUAUUAAACAAAAUAAGAAA